Dunckerocampus dactyliophorus (ringed pipefish) is the source of this 3416-nucleotide messenger RNA. RefSeq names its product DEAD (Asp-Glu-Ala-Asp) box polypeptide 23 (gene ddx23). The record is from RefSeq and is a predicted model, not a curated record. Gene Ontology annotation, biological process: mRNA splicing, via spliceosome. Gene Ontology annotation, molecular function: RNA binding; RNA helicase activity; ATP binding. Gene Ontology annotation, cellular component: catalytic step 2 spliceosome. The transcript is spliced from 17 exons. Bases 115 to 2535 code for a protein of 806 amino acids. Lineage: Eukaryota; Metazoa; Chordata; Actinopteri; Syngnathiformes; Syngnathidae.
GUUGCUCAGUACUACAAUUCCCACAAUUAUAUGUUGACUUUCCUUGCAUGAAGCGUUAUGGCGUCUUCUUGUAGCGUACAUUAAUCGCAAGUGUUUUGUUUACAAGGCAUCACGAUGGCAGCCGAUUCCUCAGAUAAGAAAGAUGCGGAAUCCUCGGGGACCAAAGACAGAGAGCGGAAACGCAGCCGCUCUCGGGAGAGAGAUCGGAAAGCAUCACCUACACGCAAAAGGCGUCGAUCUCGGGAACGUAAUCGCUCUAAAUCUAUAGAAAGGGACCGCCGCAUGAAAGACAAGGAUAGAGACAAGGAACGUGACAGAGACAAGGAGCGAGACAGGAACCGUAAGGAAAGAGACAGCCAUAGGCGUGAUAAAGAUCGCAUCAGGCGCUCCAGGAGUCUUUCACCAAAGUCAAAGGAUUCCAAGAUAAAGAGAGAGAAGGACAUAAAAACAGAGGAAGAAGAAGAUGACAAACAGAAAAAAGAAAAGGUGCAGCCGCUGUCUUUGGAAGAGCUUCUUGCCAAGAAAAAAGCAGAGGAGGAAGCAGAGGCAAAACCCAAGUUCCUGUCUAAAGCAGAGCGAGAAGCGGAGGCUCUGAAGCGUCGUGAGCAAGAGACAGAGGAGAGGAGGCGGCUGAUGGAGGAGGAGAGGAAAAAGCGAAGAAUGUUUCAAGACAUUGGACGAAAAAUGAUGGAGGACCCGCAAGAGAGGGAGAGGCGGGAACGAAGAGAGAGAAUGGAGCGAGAAAACAACGGAAAUGAAGAAGACGAUGGUCGGGUGAAGAUGAGAGAGGAAAAGGACAAAGGCAAAGAACUGCAGGCCAUUAAGGAGCGUUACCUGGGGGGGUUGAAGAAACGCCGCAGAACACGUCACCUGAAUGACAGGAAGUUUGUUUUCGAGUGGGAUGCCUCUGAAGACACGUCAGUCGACUACAACCCCAUUUACAAAGAAAAGCAUCAGGUGCAGCUGUAUGGACGAGGCUUUAUCGCUGGCAUAGACCUGAAGCAACAAAAAAGAGAACAGUCGCGUUUCUACGGUGACCUCAUGGAGAAAAGGCGCACAAUGGAGGAGAAGGAGCAGGAAGAGACGAGACUGAAGAAGAUGCGCAAGAAGGAAGCCAAGCAGCGCUGGGAUGACAGACACUGGUCUCAGAAGAAGCUGGACGAGAUGACUGACAGAGACUGGAGAAUCUUCCGAGAGGACUACAGCAUCACCACAAAAGGAGGAAAGAUCCCGAACCCCAUCCGCAACUGGAAGGAGUACCAACUGCCGGCACACAUCCUGGAGGUCAUCGACAAAUGUGGCUACAAGGAUCCAACACCUAUUCAGAGGCAGGCCAUUCCCAUUGGCUUACAGAACCGUGACAUCAUUGGCGUGGCUGAGACUGGCAGUGGUAAAACAGCUGCCUUCCUGAUCCCACUGCUCGUCUGGAUCACUACCCUGCCAAAAAUCGACAGGAUCGAGGACUCAGACCAGGGUCCUUAUGCCGUGAUCCUGGCCCCGACUCGUGAGUUGGCGCAGCAGAUCGAGGAGGAAACAAUCAAGUUUGGUAAACCGCUUGGCAUCCGUACUGUGGCUGUAAUUGGAGGAAUCUCUAGAGAGGAUCAGGGUUUCCGUCUCAGGAUGGGGUGUGAGAUUGUCAUUGCCACCCCCGGUCGUCUGAUCGAUGUAUUGGAGAACCGCUACCUGGUCCUGGGCCGCUGCACCUAUGUGGUCCUGGAUGAAGCUGAUCGGAUGAUUGACAUGGGCUUUGAGCCUGAUGUCCAGAAAAUUCUGGAGUACAUCCCAGUGACCAAUCAGAAACCAGACACAGAGGAAGCAGAGGAUCCUGAGAAAAUGACCAUGAACUUUGAGUCCGGGAAACAUAAAUACAGACAAACCGUCAUGUUCACGGCCACCAUGCCUCCAGCUGUGGAGAGACUGGCCAGGAGCUACCUGAGACGUCCCGCCGUGGUGUACAUCGGGUCCGCAGGCAAACCUCACGAGAGAGUCGAACAGAAGGUGCUGCUUAUGUCCGAGGGAGAGAAGAGGAAGAAGCUGUUGGAGGUGUUGGCGCAUGGUUUCGAGCCACCCAUCAUCAUCUUCGUCAACCAGAAGAAGGGCUGCGACGUACUGGCUAAGUCUCUGGAGAAGAUGGGCUACAACGCUUGCACGCUGCACGGUGGCAAAGGUCAGGAGCAGAGAGAGUUUGCGCUCUCGAACCUUAAGGCGGGAGCCAAAGACAUUCUGGUUGCCACAGACGUGGCUGGUCGAGGUAUCGAUAUCCAGGAUGUGUCCAUGGUCAUCAACUACGACAUGGCUAAGAACAUCGAAGAUUACAUCCAUCGUAUUGGCCGUACGGGUCGUGCUGGUAAGAGCGGUGUGGCCAUGACAUUCCUCACCAAGGAGGACUCGGCUGUGUUCUACGACUUGAAGCAGGCCAUCCUGGAGAGCCCCGUGUCCACCUGCCCGCCUGAGUUGGCAAACCACCCAGACGCUCAGCACAAACCUGGGACCAUCUUGACCAAGAAGAGACGAGAGGAAACCAUCUUUGCCUAGCAACUCAUCCCACCUACAAAGAACUUACUUGAAGGUGUUUUUUUAAUGUUUCCAACAUUUACUUUGAACAUUUCCAGGGUUACUGAUUUCCCAUUCAGUCAAACUGGAUUUGUAUUUUAGUCUAGGCUUUGGUAUCACAUGCAGCACUCAUCCAAGUGGUAAAGUGAAAAUGUGUUAAAUUGAAUUUGGGGAAAAAAAGACACUUUUUGGAAGUAAGCCAGGAUUUAUGCAUAAAGGUAGUUCUUUAUACCCUCUCUCAAUUACCACAUUAUGGAUUUCUUUACAAGAAUCACAGCUGUUUUUUUUCAUUGUUUGACUAAGUUCUGAUGCAAAUAUAAAGAUUUGUAUGAAAAGACUUAAAUACUUGUAUGUCUUGUCAGUGACUGACAUUUGAAUGGGUUAACCAUCCAUCCACUUUCUAUGCCGCUUAUACUCACUAGGGUCGCAGGUACGCUGGAGCCUAUCACAGCUGGUUUCAGGCGCCAGCCAAUCGCAGGGCACAUAUAGACAAACAACCAUUCAUGCUCACAUUCAUACCUACGGACAAUUUAGAGUCCCCAAUUAACCUAACAUGCAGGAGGAGGAAACCCGGAGAAAACCCGCACACGCACGCACUCAUGCACACAGAGAUGCCCAACGGAGAUUCUAACCCAGAUCUUUCAGAUCUCCUGACUGUGUGGCGAACAUAACCACUCGACCUGUCUGGGUUAUGUACUUCAAAAUCAUGCUGAACAUUUUGUAAUAUAAAAUCCUUGUUAUUUAGAGCCGAAUUGACCACAGUGAUGAAUGCAAUUAAAUUAAUUAAGUAAUCAGGAGAUUUCAGUAAGUUGUGAUAGGAUAUUAGCAGCAAGAGGCUGUUGUUUGUUCAAUGCAGCGUUUUG